Messenger RNA from Centropristis striata (black sea bass), 1808 nucleotides. It is a transcript of the gene tmprss2, whose product is annotated as transmembrane serine protease 2. Gene Ontology annotation, molecular function: protein binding; serine-type endopeptidase activity. Bases 16 to 1572 code for a protein of 518 amino acids. The transcript is spliced from 14 exons. Gene Ontology annotation, cellular component: membrane. NCBI's taxonomy places the organism in Eukaryota, Metazoa, Chordata, Actinopteri, Perciformes, Serranidae. Gene Ontology annotation, biological process: proteolysis. The record is from RefSeq and is a predicted model, not a curated record.
GUGGCUGUUGAUUACAUGCAGGAAGAGGGGGAACGUGAGGCAGAGAGAGAAACAGACAGACAGGAUCAGAGUGCUGAAGGAAUUAGUGGGAAUUUCAAGGUUCAGCAGUCUCCCUCUUCAGGCAGUGUAACCAGUUCCAACAUGAAUAAUAAUCAGCCGAAUGCCCCCGUCUAUGACAACGUAGGGUUUCAGCAUGAGGAAGCGAGACCCCCACAGCCGGCUAUAUACCCUCACCUCCCACAACCCCCCAGCUAUGUUGCCGUCACUCCUAAAGUUGACACCUACCACACUACAGCACCUGGAACCCCACAUGACACACCACAAAGGAAAGGAAAGAAGAAAUGUCAGUUGAAAUAUAUACUGUGUGGCUCCAUGUGUGCACUCCUUGUCCUGGCGGUGGCCGGCCUCCUGCUCUGGUACUUCUUAUACUACCAGUGUUCAUUGGGGAAGUCGUGUAAAAGUGGUGGAAAGUGUUUGAGCUCCUCCCAGUGGUGUGAUGGUGUUAAAGACUGCCCUAAUGGAGAGGAUGAAUCUCACUGCUUUCGCUUCCACGGGACCAACUUCAUACUGCAAAGUUACUCAUCUGCCAGCCAGACGUGGUUGCCGGUUUGUGCUGACAACUGGGACAACAACCAUGGCAGAGCUGUGUGUGAGCAGAUGGGCUACAACAGAAACGAUUACGUGUCCUCCACCCAAACCAGUGCAGGUUCUUUGGCAUCGAGAGGAUACAUGAGGCUGAAGCUUGAUAUUAACCAUGGGUCAAGUCUACAGUCUCAUCUUGUACACAGCGAGAGUUGCUCAGCUAACGCAGUCAAGCUUCACUGUAUUGAAUGUGGAGUGAGUGCAGCUUCCCCCAGUUCUCGUAUUGUGGGGGGUACAGAUGCAGUAAAUGGGGCCUGGCCGUGGCAGGUCAGUCUCCAGAUUUCUAAUCAACACGUUUGUGGAGGCUCCAUUAUCAGCCCUCAUUGGAUCCUAUCUGCUGCACACUGCUUCCAACAGUUCUCCAGUCCUGAAUGGUGGAAGGUUUACUCGGGCGACGUGAGCUUGUCUAAGAUGAUUUUUGACACUGGCAACACAGUAAACAAAAUUAUCACUCAUCAACAAUACAACCGAGAAACUAGUGACAAUGACAUCGCUCUCCUAAAGCUCAAUACACCUCUGACAUUUUCAAGGACAGUGAGGCCAGUGUGUCUCCCCAACAUGGAUGUGAACCUCUCUGCUGGACAAAGUGCCUGGAUCACAGGAUGGGGAGCUUUACGCUCAUCUGGACCGUCCCCUGACAGACUGAACCAGGCCCAGGUGACUGUUUACAGCAGAGAGGUCUGUAACGCCCCUAAUGUGUUAGAAGGACAAGUCACUGAGACCAUGAUCUGUGCCGGCAAACUGGAGGGAGGAGUGGACUCAUGUCAGGGUGACAGUGGAGGACCCCUGGUGAUCAAGCAGGGAGGUGUAUGGUGGCUGGCAGGGGACACUAGCUGGGGGAUUGGAUGUGCUUGGAGGAACAAGCCAGGAGUCUAUGGCAAUGUGACCUAUUUUGUCAACUGGGUGUAUGAACAAAUGCAGAAUGAGUGACAGACCUGAAGACAACUCUUUCAUUAAUCAGCAGUACUUUCUUCAUCACACACCUUGCACUUUAAAUCUCAAGCUCUGAGGGAACUUAUUGAUCAGGAAGAUUUUCAUAAACUGAAAACCUAUACUAAUAAAAACCAAUGUGUCAUUUCAUUAUGUUUUAUAUACCUGUUAUUACAGAUACAAUGUUAAAAUGAAUCUAUUUAUUUGUUGUAAUAAAACUAAUUUUGCACAAAGAA